GGCCCGGGCGGUGCGCGGCGGGCACGGAGCUGGGCACCCGGCGGCGGUGGCGCGGACUGUCCUCGGACUAGGAGCGACGCGGCCCCCGCGGCCGCACCAUGGAGUCGGGCGCCGAAGAGUACGAGCUCAACGGCGACCUGCACCCGGGCUCUCCCGGCUCCCCGGGAGCCUCGCCAGUUCGCUGGGGCCGGAACCGGCCCAUCAACGUGAACCACUAUGCCAACAAGAAAAGCGCGGCCGAGAGCAUGCUGGACAUCGCGCUGCUGAUGGCCAACGCCUCUCAGCUGAAGGCCGUCAUCGAGCAGGGGCCCAGCUUCGCCUUCUUCGUGCCCCUGGUGGUCCUCAUCUCCAUCUCCCUGGUGCUCCAGAUCGGCGUGGGCGUCCUGCUCAUCUUCCUGGUCAAGUAUGACCUCAACAACCCCGCCAAGCACGCGAAGCUGGACUUCCUCAACAACCUGGCCACGGGCCUGGUCUUCAUCAUCGUCGUGGUCAACAUCUUCAUCACUGCCUUUGGUGUCCAGAAGCCCCUGGGGGACGUGGCCUCCCGGCAGUAGAGGCCCAGAGCCCUGACCCAGGAAGCCCUGCCGACAGGAGUCGUGGACACCCAUGAACCUCUGAGCGCACGUCCACCACUGUCUGUGGCAGCAUUGACCCUGACGGUGACGCAGGAGACUCCAGCACUGACCGUCCUGGGCCCGGGAAGGCGCCCGCACUUUCUCCUCUCCCUCUGCAGAUGCCUCCCAGGCCCACAUGGGGUGCCACCCCCGACACCCGGGACCCUCGGCCAGCCUCUGGACUGCACUCGGGGUUGUGCCACCUGCAGUCAGGCUGCUCCCGACACCGGCCUGUGUCCUGGAAGCUGCGCCCAGGGGGAGCCCGGCGGGGCCCAUGGGGCAGCACGUCAGAGCUGAGGACAUGAGGGGCAGGGCAGGCCGCGGGCCCAGGACAUUUCCAGAGAGACACGGACGCCUGUGUCCUGCCCGGCCUGGCACGCAGCACCCUGGGGACCUGCCCUCUCUGCCUCUGACGCUUUCUCGGCCCCAGCUGUGGCCGCCAAUCUGUGCCUCACGACUGGGCUGGUGGCCCCAGGCCCGGCACACGGUCCCCACCAGCACGUGGGGGCUGGGCCACUCGCCUCCGGAGCCUGAGCCCCCAUUUUUCUAAACCCGAGUGACCAAUAAAACCGAAGCUUUUUCUUGCACAGUGCUGAGGG
Messenger RNA from Sorex araneus (European shrew), 1213 nucleotides. RefSeq names its product ninjurin 1 (gene NINJ1). Gene Ontology annotation, biological process: cell adhesion; tissue regeneration. Lineage: Eukaryota; Metazoa; Chordata; Mammalia; Eulipotyphla; Soricidae. The record is from RefSeq and is a predicted model, not a curated record. Bases 99 to 554 code for a protein of 151 amino acids. The transcript is spliced from 4 exons. Gene Ontology annotation, cellular component: membrane.